Messenger RNA from Phalacrocorax carbo (great cormorant), 6520 nucleotides. NCBI's taxonomy places the organism in Eukaryota, Metazoa, Chordata, Aves, Suliformes, Phalacrocoracidae. The record is from RefSeq and is a predicted model, not a curated record.
CCUGCGGAGACUGGAGCGGCUCGGAGCAGGCGUUUAAAGAUGGCGGCAGCGGUACGGAGUGGGGGAUGGUUUCCGUGAGGCGGCCGAGCUCGCCCUGUCCCCCCCGCCCCACGCCCGCCCCCACACCCACUCGCGGAGGUGCGGCAGGCACACCGGGGAUGGCUCAGGUUGAAAGAAGAAAGGGAGACCUGCUUGUCCAAUGAAGAUGCAGUCUUAGUCUUCAGCUACUUAAGCUGAAUGCAUUGUGAUUUCCAAUAAUUGAGACAGUGAUUCUGAAAGCUGUCUACAUUAAUGAAAAGAACAAUGUAGUCAGCUUAACUGAAUCAUCAGUGUUGCAUAUUGAAUAGAACAUGAUAAACCAAUCUUGAUGGACUUAUGCAUGUUAGGAAUAUAGAUAUAAACAUUUAUUAAAGCAUUGUUUUUUUAAAAACAGUAGUUUCAAAAAUGGAGAGAUAUGAAAAUGUACCACCCCUCCCUAAAGAACCUGCAAGAGAAAUGAAUGUGGAGAAUCAUACUUGUCCCCCACCUCUGCCGCCUAACGAACAGCCUCCACCACCUCCCCUGCAAACGUCCAGUGACGCAGAGGUAAUGGACGUUGGCUCUGGUGGUGAUGGACAGUCAGAUACCCCUGCUGGGGACACGCACAGUAUCUGCAGAACACAGCUUCUCACAAAGGGAUCUGCCUGCUACAAAAGUCGUCUUAUAAUAGACCCUAACAAUAGUGACCAAAGCCCAAGAACUGCUCGUCAUGCACCUUCAGUUCGAAAGUUCACCCCAGAUCUUAAGUUACUUAAAGAUGUAAAGAUUAGUGUUAGCUUUACAGAAAGCUGCAAAAGCAAAGAUAGGAAAGUUCUGUACACUGGAGUUGAGCAGGAUUAUAAGGCAGAUACAGAUUUUGGUAUUAAUAAUGUCAAUGGGGAUUUGCAUGUUUGUCCUUUCGGUGGUAGUAAUGGUAAAGCUGUAGGAAUAGGGGGUGAAAAUGAUGACAAGAAGGAUGAUGAAAAUGAUAUUGAUCAGGAAAAGAGAGUGGAAUAUGCAGUUCUGGAUGAGCUGGAAGAUUUUACCGACAAUUUGAUGGAAAUAGAUGAAGAAGGAGGAGGGUUCACAUCUAAAGCAAUCGUUCAAAGAGAUAAAGUGGAUGAAGAAACCUUGAAUUACUCAUAUGAGGAUGACUUUGAUAAUGAUGUGGAUGCUCUGCUGGAAGAGGGUCUUCGAGCACCAAAAACAAGGAGACUAGAAAAUGAGAAAUAUGGUGGUGAAAGUGAUCACCAGUCUGAUGGAGAAACAAGUGUGCAGCCAAUGAUGACCAAAAUAAAAACUGUACUUAAAAGUCGUGGCCGCCCUCCUACAGAACCUCUGCCAGAUGGAUGGAUCAUGACAUUCCAUAACUCGGGCAUUCCUGUAUAUCUGCACAGAGAAUCUAGAGUUGUUACCUGGUCUAGGCCGUACUUCUUGGGAACAGGAAGCAUAAGGAAACAUGAUCCUCCCCUUAGUAGCAUUCCCUGCUUGCAUUACAAAAAAAUGAAGGAAAAUGAGGAAAGGGAACAAAACAAUGACAUAACCCCAAAUGGGGAAGUAUCACCUGUAAAGCACCUAGAUAAAUCUUCAGAACUGGACUGCCAAACAGAAGAACCAGAUUCCACUGCUGCUGAUUCUGGGCCUUUAGAUGAUAAAGACCCCUCAGGGGGAGAUGCAGCACAAGGAGCCUUAGGACAAGUUAAGGCCAAAGUUGAAGUAUGUAAAGAUGAAUCCGUAGAUCUGGAAGAUUUUAGACGCUAUCUUGAAAAGCGUUUUGACUUUGAACAAGUUACCGUAAAAAAAUUCAGAACCUGGGCUGAGAGACGGCAAUUCAAUCGUGAAAUGAAGCGGAAGCAGGCAGAAUCCGAGCGGCCUAUUUUGCCUGCCAAUCAGAAGCUCAUUACCUUGUCUGUGCAAGAUGCACCUACAAAGAAAGAAUUUGUCAUUAAUCCCAAUGGGAAGUCUGAAGUUUGCAUACUGCAUGAAUAUAUGCAACGAGUCCUGAAGGUUCGCCCUGUUUACAAUUUCUUUGAAUGUGAGAACCCAAGUGAACCUUUUGGAGCCUCAGUGAUUAUUGAUGGAGUGACUUACGGGGCAGGAACUGCCAGCAGCAAAAAACUUGCCAAGAAUAAAGCUGCUCGAGCUACACUGGAAAUCCUUAUUCCUGACUUUGUUAAACAGACCUCUGAGGAGAAGCCCAAAGACAGUGAAGAACUUGAGUAUUUUAACCAUAUCAGUAUUGAGGACUCACGGGUAUAUGAACUCACCAGUAAAGCUGGACUCUUGUCUCCAUAUCAGAUUCUCCAUGAGUGCCUUAAAAGAAACCACGGAAUGGGUGAUACAUCCAUAAAGUUUGAAGUGAUUCCUGGUAAAAACCAGAAGAGCGAAUACGUCAUGACCUGCGGCAAGCACACGGUGCGCGGCUGGUGCAAAAAUAAGAGAGUGGGGAAACAAUUAGCUUCUCAGAAAAUCCUGCAGCUACUGCAUCCGCACGUGAAAAAUUGGGGCUCUCUCCUGCGAAUGUAUGGUAGAGAGAGCAGCAAGAUGGUUAAACAGGAAACCUCCGACAAGAGCGUGAUAGAGCUUCAGCAGUAUGCCAAAAAGAACAAGCCAAAUCUGCACAUCCUGAACAAGUUACAGGAAGAAAUGAAAAAACUGGCCCAAGAGCGAGAGGAAACACGAAAGAAGCCCAAGAUGACCAUAGUGGAAUCGGCUCAACCUGGUAGCGAGCCUCUGUGUACCGUCGAUGUGUAACGAGAGCGUGUCCGAGCGGGGAGCAAUAACACAAACGGAGGAACGAGAUUUUCAACAACUAUUUUAAAAUUGUUUGCUGCAGAAUGCAAGAUAACUUUUAAAAUCCAAGCUGCUUCAGUUAUGCAUUGUUCUUUUUGCAUCAUCAGGGCAAUAUUACUUUUUUCCUACUUUCUUUUUCGGUAUGUUUUUUUUUUUUUUUAAUACCUCCGAGAUACGUACGUUUAAAGGAUUGAUCAUAAAGAUCUGCCUGGGCAAAGGCACAGAGGGCGGGCAUGUUCACACAGGAUAAACCCAGUCAAGCACUUUUUCCUGGAAAGCCAUCCAUGUGCUUUGAAAUGGAUGUGUUUCAAGGAUGAAAUUCAGAAUAUCUAUGUACAGGUUGAAGCUGAUAUUAUAUAUAUAUACACACACUCAUAUAUAUGUAUAUGUAAAAGAAAUAUAUGUACGUCCUCUUGUAUGAACAUGCCUCAAACUAUUUUUGUGAAAAGUUUUGUUGCAUUUCAGCACAUAACAAUAUGCACUGAGAAGCCACUGUGGUGACACGUACACGGCAGUGAUGAGCAAUGUUCCUAACGCCAUAGGAUGAGGCCAGUAACGCUGCUCCUUCUGUUCUCUUUGGUUUUUGUCUCCUGCCAGGCCUGGUUACCCGAGAUCGCAGCAUGCGGGCCUUCGUAUUACUUGAAAAGAACAAGUAGAGCUGUAGUGUUAAGAGCAACAGGCCGGAUAUCCAGAAUUAUCGGGGUUUAUUUGAAUUGAAAGGAGCCAAUGUUAGUUUACAGAUCAGUUGAAAGGGGAAAAUACGGCCCUAUUUGUUUGAUUAAAAUGAAGACGGUAAUUUGACAGGCUGUUUUCAAAGCUCGGACCCAAAACGCAGCUGAUGGUGGUCGACAGUCUGAAAAUAUUUUGCCAAUGGGGUGUUUAAAGAUCUUCCACUCCCUUCUCCCAGCAAUAAAACAAUUCCUCGCUGGUUUGGAGUCAGAAUACAUCUGACUUGAUCAAUUGAGUCUUAAUUAACUUCCACCAUAAAAGCAAAGAAUUGGAAAAAAAAAAACCAACACAACCCUGAGAAAUCUGAAAUAACUGCAGCAGUUUUGGGUUUUGUAGGAAGUUUUUUGUUUCUACUUUUUUAAUUACAUUUUUAGUUUUUAAAGAAAAAGUGUAACUUCUGCGAUGAAAACUAGAAUGUAGAUUUCGAAUAUGAAAUAAUGAGUAGAAUGAGACCGUCACAGGUUAUACUGAUAAACGAGAAAAUCACCAAUAUGCAACUCUUCUAGAACACAAGCGUAGCAAACAGGCAGUACUCGCUGUGUCAUCUGAGGCUUUAUUAAAUUAAGCACAGAGGAAGCAGCGCUGGCUGUAGCGAGCGGAAGCACUGCUUCGUGGGUUUUAGUCCUCACCAGCCGAUGGCAGCGAGUGCUCUCGUGCAGCCGGUGCUUCUCUGGUUUGUUCCCAAAGAUGAGAGUGCAAGCCAAGGCAUGGCGGGGCUUGGGUGGGCAGCCGUGCCGCCCUGCACCGCGCCGCUGGGCGUUACAGCCCUGCUCCGGAGGAGGGAGGGCGUCGGCGCUGCGGCUCCCGGCGCGGGCCCGGCCAGCCCGCGGGGGCUUCGGGACAUUCGCUUCAUUUUCUUCCCCGGGCUCUUGGUUGGGUUAUUUUUCACAUCGCUCGGGGCGUGCUGCAGGAUGAUGAGUUUUGUGCCUACUGGAUUUUAACAACCUUGGCAUUGGUAUCGUAUGACCUCCUUUGAAUAGCACCUGUUAUCUUGGAAAUAUGCAGAUUUUAAUUGAUGGCUCAAACUAGCGGUCUCUUAACACGUUGCAUCUGAUGUUUGAGGUUAAACCGGAGCAGCCUCGGAGUCUCACCUGUGUCUGGGUUCAGGUGAUAUGCUCAGAGGUCUCUGCAAACAGGAAUUCGCCCAUUUUUUUAAAUAAUUAUAUUUAGCUUUUCAGUUCCAGAGUUGUAAUCCUGUUAUGAUGGGAUACGGGUAGUUGGAAGACUAUACAGAAACUAUUAUUUAAAGAAGUGGCCUAUCUAAAAAAGAAAAACAAGAAACGCUGCCUCUGCUUUUUUUUGUAUAGCUUUAAUAAAUCUCCAUCUUCUGAAGGGUAUCCAGUACUGGUGCGGCAGUGACGAGCAGUGGUAACUGUUUGUCUCUCUCCUUCAUUGGUUUUCUGUUCCAUUUUCCUAACGACAGGGCUUCUACCUUCUAUGCCUAAAUGUAUGACUCUCUUCGGUAGGUUUUACUUCAGCUUUGUGUUUUCAGAAAAAAUCUGUACUCGGAUGGCACCGUAAGAGACAAAUCACCCGUGUAGAUGGCUUUAUUUUUCUGGAAUCAGAAUGUCGAUGCAUUUGCAGGUCACCUGCAGAACAUCCACAGAUGCCUCGCUUACCAAUUUGUUCCCGUUAUUUUUGAGAGGAUUGCUGUAUUACCUCAGUCUGCCACGAUCAGAAUCCCAAGGUGACCAUUGCCCUUAACCGAAACACCCAGAGAUUUCAUUGUGAACCAAAGCCUAGAACGUAUAUUAUGCAUUCUAAACAAAAACAAACAAAAAGAUGGUAUUCGACCUUGCUGCAGCCUUUAACUGGAGAGAUGUCCAGGAAAUAGCGCAAUAACUGCUGGAACAAACAACUGAACUGCUGUUUCUGUCAUUGUGAAGUAUUCUUGUGUUUUAAUGUUUACUAUUGUUUGGAGUGUAACAGUCUUGCAUUUGCACAUAAGCACGAGCUGCUGUGAUAGAGGAUAGAUCAUUGCAUUAACCUCGGCUUCUGCAUGAACACUUACAGUGUGACUCGAGAUGUAUCCUGAACUUGUCGUGUAACUCGUGUGUGUUUUCUAGGUAAUCGGCUGUAAAGGUUUAGAUCUUGGUCGUACGAAUGCCUGAAACAACUGCUGCUUUUGUCACUGGUGUGUGUUAUUUACCCCUUCCGUAUCCAGAGGAGGAUGGGCAUUUUUACAGGGAUGGGGUGUAUUUUUAAGAGCUGUUCCAUCCUUUGGGAAUUAGACAGUUUGUGCUUUGCAUAUUACGUGCUUCUCGACAAAAGUGUGGUAUCUUGGCUUUCAGGAUUAAAUUAGUGUGCGUUCAAAUCUUCAUGGUACUGACGGAAAACUUACUGUGACUUCCAGUGAAUAGUCAGAUGCUACCUAUUACACACCAGUCAUCCAGCUUUUUCUUAUGUAUUUAUUAAACGGAACUGAUGAAGUGGUUGGGUACCCCGGGGUCUGGAAAGACUAUUAUGCAUAAACUUAACUGUCGUGCGUAAACUUCCACUUUCCUGCGAUGCUGUUAGGCUUGAUGCAGAAAUAUUUGUAACAUCCAAGUAUUUAAAAGCAUCGUGAGCAUCUUAUUAAUUCUGUAGGCUGUACUUUGGUUCUGGAGUAAAACUCAGGCAGCGAGAGGCCCCGCCCCUCCUGCGGAAGGGCUGCGAAGCGCGAGAAGCCACGCUGUCGUUCACCAAAUAAAGCGGUUGGUUACACUAUUCCGAUGCGGAGCUGAGUGAGGAAAGCAAAGAAGCGAAGCAGGGCUCACUCGUACUGCCCGCGGGGAGGUGGUGCUUGCGGGAUGGAUCGUGCUGGGUGCAGCUGCUUGAUGCCAGUGCUAAAUUGGUACAACUAUAAAGCCUCGUUCUCACUGAGCCUCUGCUUGCUUCUUUUCUGCACAAUCAUAUAAUCCUAUGUGUUUGGUCUUUGAGUACUACAUGUGUAUUUUUCAGACGAUUAGUUUUGAGCAAUAAAGUUUGAUAUUAUAAAAUG